Paraphaeosphaeria sporulosa is the source of this 1860-nucleotide messenger RNA. RefSeq names its product MFS general substrate transporter. The transcript has 2 exons. Gene Ontology annotation, biological process: xenobiotic detoxification by transmembrane export across the plasma membrane. The record is from RefSeq and is a predicted model, not a curated record. Bases 1 to 1860 code for a protein of 619 amino acids. NCBI's taxonomy places the organism in Eukaryota, Fungi, Ascomycota, Dothideomycetes, Pleosporales, Didymosphaeriaceae. Gene Ontology annotation, molecular function: fluconazole transmembrane transporter activity.
AUGCAGGCCCUCAUUAGAGACGCGCCUAUUGGCCAGGCGAUUCGGUUCUUCAACCCUCGCCUGCUUCCAUACCCCGAGGAGCGCGAUGACUUUGAGCUCCCUCCCGCAUAUGUCCAGAUGCAACAUGGCAAGAACUUCGCACCAGUCAACUCCACAAGCACAUCCUCGGAGCCUCCCUCCGACGAAGGCCCCCCCAUUGAAGAAGUCUGCCCGGAAACUGAGAAAGACACCGAGGAGAAAGAGUCAUCCGCCGACCUCUCAGACUCGACAUCCGAUCUCGAUAAGAUCCGAACCGCGGGUACGACACACACCACGCAAUCCCAGAUCUCCCGCGUAGGCACUCGGGAAGCACUCUCCAAAGCGCACACACGUGCCGACCUCGAGCAGCAAUUCUCGCUCGCAACCGUAGAAAAAGGGCCCUCCCGGCCCAUCGAGCCAGAAGUUCGCGGCGAUGGCACCAUCCUCGUCGACUGGUACACGACUGACGACCCGGAGAACCCGCAGAACUGGGGCUUCGGGAAGAAAGUCGUCGUCCUGACGCAGAUCCUCAUCUACACCAUGGCCGUCUACAUGGGGAGCGCGAUAUACUCGCCCUCGAUCCCGGGCGUCAUGGAGCAGUUUGGCGUCAACCUGCAGCUCGCGUCGAUGGGAUUGUCGAUGUAUGUGCUUGCGUAUGGGAUUGGUCCGUUGCUAUUCUCGCCGCUCAGUGAGAUACCGGUGAUUGGGCGGAAUCCCCCGUAUAUUAUCUCGUACGCGAUCUUCGUCAUCUUGCUGGUGCCCUCGUCGCUGGUCAACAGCUUCCCCGGCCUGAUCGUCCUGCGCUUCCUCCAGGGCUUCUUUGGCAGUCCCUGCCUCGCGACGGGUGGCGCAACGCUGCAGGACCUCUACAGCAUCAUCAAACUGCCGUACGUCCUCAGUCUCUGGGCUUUUGCCGCAACCUGCGGGCCGGCACUUGGCCCCAUCAUCUCCGGCUUCUCCGUCGCGGCGAAGACCUGGCACUGGUCGCAGUGGGAAAUGCUCUGGCUCAACGGCCCCGUCUUCCUUAGCCUCUUCCUCUUCCUCCCCGAGACCUCGAGCGCGACCAUCCUUCUCCGCCGCGCUGCCCGCCUGCGCGCCCUCACCGGCGACGCGCGCCUCAAGUCCCAGUCCGAAAUCGACCAGGCGAAAAUGACGCCCCGCGAAAUCGCCGUCGAAGCCCUCUGGCGCCCCUUCCAGCUCGUCCUGCUCGACCCCUCCAUCGCGUUCACAGCCGUCUACACCGCGCUCAUCUACGGUAUCUUCUACUCCUUCUUCGAGGCGUUCCCGCUCGUGUAUGAGACGCUGUACCACUUCAACCUCGGGGAGAUGGGACUCACCUUCCUCUCCGUAACCGCCGGCGUCAUCAUCGCCAUCGCCGCCUACUGGGCGUACAUCUUCAAGGUCGUCGAGCCCGAGAUCCGGCGCAACGGGCUCGGCGCCCCCGAGCGCCGCCUCAUCCCCGCACUCAUCGUGACGUGGUUCGUCCCCGCGGGCCUGUUCCUCUUCGGCUGGACGAGCAACGCAAACAUCCACUGGAUCGUGUCCUGCGUCGGCAUCGCGCUGACCACGAUUGGCAUCUUUCUGAUUAUCCAGUGCAUCUUUUUGUACCUGCCGCUCGUGUAUCCGCAGUACGCUGCGAGUCUGUUUGCGGGGAAUGACUUCAUGCGGAGUGCGUUGGCGACGGGCGCCAUUCACUUCAGCAGCCCCAUGUUUAGGAAUUUGGGCAUUGGGAGGGGGAUUAGUUUGCUUGCGGGCUUGACGGUGGGAUGCUCCGCGGGUGUGUAUGUGCUAUUCUUCUUUGGAGAGAAGUUGAGAGCGAGGAGCAGAUUUGCGGCGCAAUAG